Messenger RNA from Rhodotorula toruloides NP11, 1224 nucleotides. RefSeq lists its product as uncharacterized. The record is from RefSeq and is a predicted model, not a curated record. NCBI's taxonomy places the organism in Eukaryota, Fungi, Basidiomycota, Microbotryomycetes, Sporidiobolales, Sporidiobolaceae. The transcript has 2 exons. The coding region runs from base 1 to 1224 and encodes 407 amino acids.
AUGUUCUGGCUCGACGAGGAAGAGGAGCAGGGUUCAGCGGCGCAGCAGGGCUCGAAGCGCGGCAGGGAGGACGAGGGCGCGGACGGACCUUGCAGGAAUCGCUCGAAGCAGCAGCAGGAGGUCGUGCGCAUCGAGACGGGUCGCUCAACCCGCGAGAACGGCGUGACACAGUCAGAAGCGGCGACGUGCUCUGCUGUCGCAACAGACGCCCCGCCGAAAACGCCCCGAGCCCGAACCAAGUCGUCGUCUUCGCCCGUCGCCGAGCGUCACAAGCGCAUCGGACACUUCUUCGACUUGCCGGCCGAAGAGACAGCCGAGACGGCGCCGAGCAGAUCAUCCGACUCGCAAAGUCGCCAGGCGGAGACAGCGCAGACGACUCCAACCCGCCCGUCGACUCCGGCGAAGUCUCGCUCCCGCGGUCCGCGACAAGCCCAAACCCGCACGGCCAGCUUAUCCAAAAAUUUCAAUGAAGACUUGCCCGACGUCCUCUCGCGGUCGGCCGUCUUCCCUCCUGUCGCCGGUCUCUUCUUCAACCACUAUCAGCCCUACCUCGUCGACGAGCCAGUCGAAGCCGAUUUUUCCUCUCUGCUGUCCGACGAGUUCGUCCGCUUCGCAUGCGCUGUCGCACCGCCGGAGAAAUGGAGCGCCAAGCCAGAUCGCCUGCAGGACAACGAGCUUGCUGUACCCGGACUUGGACGCUUCAUCGGCAUGUGGCAGCCCAACAAGGCGGCCAUCGUCGCUGCAGCUCCUUUGCACCGUUCUCGCGCUUACAGGAGCAUCACUUCCGACUUGUUGCCCAAGUUCGAAGCGAUGACGGUGGUCAUGCAGUGGAUCUGGGAGAACGAGGAGAUUGGCUUGCCCGAAGUUGCGGGGAUGGUACAGACCGCUCCUCUUCCCGUCUACAUCCUCAUCCGUACCUACGCAUCCAACUCCCGCUACACUCGCAUCCGCAACCUGGCCUUCACCGACCUCCACACGUACCUGCGCAACCUCCGCUCCCGCUCCUUCGUCGACUCCGCGGCCCUCGACCUACUUACCUGGCUCGACGAACCCUCCUCUCGCUCUGCGCGCCUCGAGAGGAUGUGGCGGUUCUUUUGCGGACGGGAUGGGCAGCGAAAGAGCGCGAGAGGGUGGGAGGAGUGGCUUGAAGGCGCGAAGAAGGGGAAGAGGAGGAAGAGGGAGGAUUUGGAGCGGUGGGAAAGGGAGGAACAGGAAGGGAUGUGA